AUGGUUCAGGUUUUGCACAUUCCCCGCCAAAACCAAGCGGAACUAGCCGACCAAGUCACCGUGCCGACCAGCUGCACGGUGUACUGGAUUCUCUUCAACAGCAUGGCUGCCUAUUUCUUGAUUACAUGGGCGAAUCGGUAUGCGCGUGCGGGCUACGUUCUCGCCUAUACCGCGCUGCAGCCCUUUACAAGUACAGUCCUCACUGCUGCCUUGGUGGUCUCGGGACGGUUCCCGUCCCUGAGCCUCCCGGGCUGGAACGCCUUGGGCGGCUUGGGCGUCGUGGCUGGCAUGCUGUGCAUCCUUUGGGACGGCAAGAAACAACACGAGCACGACACUGCACGGCAGGAGCGCGAGGUUCCACUCAACCAGGCGCAUCAGACGUCUGUGAGCCUUCCUGAAGGCGGAGGCACCAAUGACGCGGCCACAGAUGCAAAAUCCUCAUUUCGAGGAGACCGUGGAUGGCUUCAGUUAUUGCGGUCUACACGCGACGAAACUUCAACCCAGUGCUCAACCUGGCGGUGCUACAACAACCACUCCGACUGA
Molecule: messenger RNA, 543 nt
Organism: Symbiodinium sp. CCMP2592
Lineage: Eukaryota; Dinophyceae; Suessiales; Symbiodiniaceae
Source: the annotation of a GenBank genome assembly